This is a messenger RNA of Morone saxatilis (striped sea-bass), 1101 nucleotides long. RefSeq names its product photoreceptor outer segment membrane glycoprotein 2-like. The record is from RefSeq and is a predicted model, not a curated record. Gene Ontology annotation, biological process: visual perception. The coding region runs from base 1 to 1101 and encodes 366 amino acids. Lineage: Eukaryota; Metazoa; Chordata; Actinopteri; Moronidae. Gene Ontology annotation, cellular component: membrane. The transcript is spliced from 3 exons.
AUGGCAGUCUUGAGAGUGAAGUUCACCAAGACCAAGAGGGACAAGCUGGCCCAGGUGCUGUGGAUCCUGAACUGGAUCUCAGUGGUGACAGGGGCCAUCCUGUUCAGCCUGGGGCUCUUCCUCAAGGUGGAGAUCAACAAACGGGAAGAGCUGAUGGCUGAGAGGGACAUCCAGUACGUGCCCAACAUGCUGAUUGCUGUGGGCCUCAUCGCCUGUGCCAUAAACUUCCUGGGUGGGAAGAUUUGCUACGACUGCGUGGACAGCACCAAGUUCUUGCGCUGGAAACUGAUCAUGCUGCCCUACAUUAUAUGCACCUUCUUCUUUACCUUCUGCGUGCUGGUGGGAGCUCUGAUGUGUUACAGCAUGCGUGGGGAACUAGAGGAGUCUCUGAACCUGGGCCUGACAGACGCCAUGAGGUUCUAUAAGGACACCGACACACCAGGACGAUGUUUCCUGAAGCGCACUGUAGACAUGUUGCAGAUAGAGUUCCAGUGCUGUGGAAACAAUGGCUAUAAAGACUGGUUUCAGAUUCAGUGGAUCAGCAGCCGUUACCUGGAUAUGACCCAAAAAGACGUGUCAGACCGAAUAAGAAGUAAUGUGGAGGGGAAGUACUUGAUGGAUGGAGUCCCCUUCAGCUGCUGCAACACCUUCUCCCCCCGGCCCUGCAUCCAACAGCAGAUCACCAACAACUCCGCUCACUUCAACUACGACCACCAGACGGAGGAGCUGAACCUGUGGAUGAAAGGGUGUCGGCAGGCACUGCUGGAGUACUAUACCCACAUCAUGCAGUCCAUUGGCCUCACAGUCCUCAUCACUUGGCUGUUUGAGCUCUCAGUGUUGACAGGAGUUCGUUUCCUCCAGACCUCCCUGGAAAAUGUUCUGAGGCAGGGCGACCCGAACUCUGAGUCCGACGGCUGGCUGCUGGAGAACAGCUUUAUGGAAACAGCCCGCAUCAACCUCAACAUCAUCAAAAGCCUUGGCAAGUGCAACCAGAUAGACACAGCCAACAAUGGAGACCCCAACAUCAAUGUUCCAUCCACCUCUAAAGCACACUAUGGGCCAGAUAAUGUGCCCCCGAAGCAAACACCUGAAGCCAGUUGA